AUGAAGCGAAGAAGCACUGUGAGUGGCAAGAAGCAGAUGAUCAUAGGGAAUUGCACUCCUUUGCAGCAGAAUUCUUCUCUUUCCAGCAGUACCCUCAAUAAUCAGAAGCAUUUGCAACAGGAGGCAUUGCUACUAGCCUUGCUUUCAAACUCAGCGCAGAUAGGAAUUUUGGCUUCCAUACUUCUCCUCAUUAUUUGCUGGCUCAUCCGAGACAGACUUAAAGUGAAAGACCUGAAUGGAAAGCAUGUCUUCAUAACUGGAUGUGACAGUGGGUUUGGAAACUUGCUGGCUAAACAGCUUGACCGAAGGGGAUUCCAUGUCAUUGCCGCGUGUCUAACAGAAAAUGGAAGCCGAGAACUACUAGCCUGCACAUCCAUCUCACUGAAGACUGUGAUACUAAACUUAACUGACUCCAGCAGCAUUGACAACGCAGUGGAGUUUGUGAAACAAGAGACAGAUGGGGAGGGCCUCUUUGGUUUGGUAAAUAAUGCUGGAAGAGCAACACCGAUGGCACCCACCGACUGGAUUCAGAUAGAUGAUUUCCACACAAUUAUGGAUGUUAAUCUGAUGGGGUUGAUUGAAAUCACCCUGAAGCUUCUCCCACUUUUGAAAAAGGCUAAAGGAAGAGUAGUCAACGUUGCCAGUGUUUUGGGUCGCUUGGCGUUUUUAGGUGGUGGCUACUGUUUGUCAAAGUGGGGCGUGGAAGCUUUCUCGGACAUGUUACGGAGAGACAUGCGGCAUUUUGGAGUGAAGGUGAGCAUAAUUGAGCCGGGAUGCUUUAAGACUGGAGUAACUAAUUCAGAGGUCAUUGAGAGAGACCUACUAAGACUUUGGAACCAACUAACUCCUGAGGUCAGAGACUCCUAUGGAGAUAAAUACUUUGUUGAGUAUGUCAGAGCUCAAAGAUUUUCAAUGAAAAGAUUGUGUGACUCCGAUAUUUCUAAAGUCAUAAAAUGCAUGGAGCAUGCCUUGAUAGCAAAAUACCCCAGGACACGCUAUGGAUCUGGAUGGGAUGCAAAGUUCUUUUGGCUACCCCUCUCCUAUGCACCAACCCUUCUAUCUGAUAUGAUGUUGCGUAUGCUGCUUCCAACUCCAGCAGCGAGGAGGAAAUCAGUAUCCUGUGUUCCACUUGAUGUUUAAUAUUUAGUACUCUAAGCUCAAGGUUAAAGUGGUGAUUGUUAUUCUUUUCAAAAUCAGUUUUUCUCUUUCCUACCUAUAACUACCUGACUGAUUUAAUUCUCUUCAGAAAGCACUUUGAUUUUUAUUGAAUUUCAGUCUGGAGAAAGUUUUUCUUUGUUAUAUUAAUCAGAGAUAUAUUUGCAGUAUAACAUUCACCUGCAGAGCUGGUCAAAUAGUAUUUAUCAGAUAACAAGUUUGGUGACUUUGAACCUUUUAUUUCCUAAAUCAGUCCUGCUCUAUGCAGAUCUAUUCUGCUCUUAAAGUCCAAAAAGAGCACAUUUACUCAAGAACUGGUACAUCUAUUCAUGUUGAAUAUGGGUAUUUGCCUGAAUCAUGCCACUGAACUUAAAGUUGUGAACCUAAGGGCUUAAACUUGAUAAGAUCAAAGUAAACCCCUAGCAUUUGAAAAAUAUCCACAAAACGUUAGUUCCAGUGCUCAACUACAUCUAUGUGCCUAUUUACCAUUCAAUAGGCAGCUACUAUAGUGGAGAUAAUACACAGGUUAUUUCAACAAUAUGUAAUAUAAAUGACAAGCAAUCAAAGACAAUUGUUAUCCAUUACCACAAUAUUUAUACAUUACCCUGAUUCCUAAUUUUAGUGUGGUUUUAUCUGAAAAAGAAUACAUACGUACAUGAGGCCUUUUAUCCUGAGGGAUCCCAGGGGGUUUUACAUUUUACCCCCAUGCUAAUUUCUGAUGUGAAGCAGAUCAUUUUGUUUAUGCUGUCAUCGAUUAAUAUUACUAUAUGCAAUGCACUAAGCAUAGUAAAAUACUACCUGAGGUUAUAAUGUCUCUUGAGAUUAUAAUGCUAAGUGCACUGUAGGUUUUUUCCCUGAUAAGCCGCUGGGUCAGUAGCUAACAUGAUGGUGUGCAUGGUGGCUUGAAAACUAAUAGGGUAAACGUUUUGUUUACUAGAGUUUUGAGUUGCUGAUUAAUGAUUGAUAUCCAGGUCAAUUAAGUUUACAAAAAUAUCACAGCAAGUCAGAUUCUAUGCUCUACCAAAUGUCUUCAGAAAAAGCAAAUUCAUUUUACCUCAUUUGACGAUAAACACGCAUUUAUAAAUAUUUUCCCCGUCUGGUCUGAUGGCCUGAAAGAUCCUCCAUCUGAUAGAAACUAAUGUCAUUUAUCGCCCUAACAGUGGCAGAUUACAAAGAGAGAUUGAAAGCUCAUAGAAAACAGAUCAUCUUUCAAACAUCAAUCUAGUGUUCAGAAAGGCAACAAGGGAUAGAGAUCGUAAAGCGAAGGAAAUCAGAGAAUAAAACUGUGAAGAAAAGCCUUAAAGCCUCUGCUGGACUGAGUACCAUAGGUACUCUCCAUUCAUUGACUCAUGGAAAGGAGGAGAAGCCUUUGCUAUACAUUUUACGGGAGAGGAGAGGAAGCCCAAACUGGUGCCUGGGGGUCCCUCUGCCAGAAAAAGAAAGGGUUUUUUUUAAAGAUUAGCAAACAUACACACUACGUAAACAGUACAGCCCUGAAGAGACUACAUUUUAUUUGUGUCUGACAACUUACAAAUCUUGUGGAAAAAACAGUUAUAUAUUUAAAGUGAACAUGAGUUUUAGCAGUAGAUUUUCAGUAUGGCUGAAACUUUAUGUUUGUGGGUAUAAUUGGCAAAAUUGAUACCUGCAUUUUUUAUGGGUGCAAAGAGAGACGUAGGCCUUAAUAUCUUCUCUCUCUAAAAGUUCAAGUAUAAGAACUUUGUGGGUCUUUCCUUCAAAAAAAGAAGCCACGUUUUAAAAAAACAGCUUCCUUUGUAAACUGUUCCCCAGAUUAUACUAGGAACAUCUUAAAGUAAAGCGCUGGGGUAAAAUGGAGUUACCAACCCAUUAUUUGUUUUACUCAGGUCUGUACCACCUGAAUAUUCAUAAAGCACUAACUACACUCCCUAUGUCCUAUUCCACCACAUACUGAGCUCAGUGUAACAGCAUGGAAAGAUCCUCUUUGAAGUAGUCCCUUCUUUGGUAGUUCCAAAAUACUGAGCAGAGAGAUUAUAACAGAACUAUGUACUUGAAAAAGUUUACAAAUCUGAAGCCAGAUCCUCAGCUAGUAUUAACUGGUGUAGCUUAGCUGAAGUCAAUGGAGUUACACCAAUAUAUACCAACUGCCAAUCUGGCCCCUGAUUUUACAGAAGAGAUACACUGUACAUGUUUACACAGGUUCAUUUGUAAAAUGCAAUUUAUUAUACAACUUUUGUGCAAAAGACACUGUUCAUAACUUUUCCAGGAUGUAACAAUUCUUAUGUAUUGUAGGAUAUUGCAUUAUUCUUUAAACUGUGAAUAAAAUAUAUCAUAGAAGAGUUGUAAAAAUGAUAUGAUUUAUAACAUUACAAGCCAACUUUUGGGGUGAGAUGCACUUACACACUAAGUUAAAAUUGCAAGCAACUAAUGCAUGAAUGGAGUACAUCUUCUGAAUCACGCUUACGUGAAAAUCUGCACCAUCAUUAAAAUCAGUUC
Messenger RNA from Dermochelys coriacea (leatherback sea turtle), 3627 nucleotides. Its product is annotated as retinol dehydrogenase 7-like. The transcript has 5 exons. Lineage: Eukaryota; Metazoa; Chordata; Testudines; Dermochelyidae. The coding region runs from base 1 to 1140 and encodes 379 amino acids. The record is from RefSeq and is a predicted model, not a curated record.